Messenger RNA from Eimeria tenella, 624 nucleotides. RefSeq lists its product as uncharacterized. The transcript has a single exon. The record is from RefSeq and is a predicted model, not a curated record. The annotation marks the transcript as partial. NCBI's taxonomy places the organism in Eukaryota, Apicomplexa, Conoidasida, Eucoccidiorida, Eimeriidae.
AUGACAGCAGCAGCAGCAGCAGCAGAUAGCGCUGCAGAGCCGCCGCCUGCCCAUGUAAGCACACUCGACGACCCACCGGCAGCAGCAGCAACUGCAGCAACUGCAGUAGCAGCAUCUGCUGCUGCUGCGCGCUCAUCACCGCGAGGUAUAGAUGAGGCUGAUGCGGCCCUAGAGCCGCCUGCUGCUGCUGCAGGGGCCCCUGAUGACCCUGUAGCAGCUGCGGCACCGACGGCUGCAGCAGCAGCAGCAGCAGCAGCAGAAAGAACAGCAGCAGCAGUAGCAGCACAAUUUCCGUGGGAUGAACUGCGUGAGGCCGCGCUAGAGGCCUGCUGCGCUGUGGAGAAGGAGCUGACGGCGCUGCUGCAGGACAGCAAGAAGAAGUACAGCAGCAGCAGCAGCAGCAGCAGCAGGUUGCAUGACUCAUGUGUUGCUGCUAUUGCGCUGCUGCAGCAGCACAUGGACAGGCUGAGUGAAGGCCUACCGGUCUUGGCUGCAGCAGCGCAGCGGUCUGCAGCAGCAGCUUCGCAGGAGUCAGCAGCAGCAGCAGCAGCAGCGCUGCAGCAGCAGCAAGCAGCAGCAGAAGCAGCAGCAAGUCUCCUGGCUGCCUUCCCUGUCAGAGAAAUG